UGUCUAUCAAUUAAUCGCACUACCUACCAAGAUCAGAACGAAGAUGGCGACCUCCACAACAAGAUCACGACUUUUUAAUUUAUUUGACAAAAUUAGAUAUAGACGCUUUAUUUCAAGGUCAAAUCAAUCAUCUGCUUUACAGAAAGCAGAAGAACGAGACAAUGAAUCACACUAUCCCCCCAUUAAACCGAAAUACCCACCUGGGGAAUGGGGUGAAAUGGACAGAGAUAUAGCAUGGACUUGGCAUGAAGAAGGAGAAAAAUGGAAAAGUAUGGCAUCUGUUGAGGAGCGCCUUAGUUUUUUGGCGACCAAAGAUUCAAAAUAUGGUUCUAAAUUGUGGAAAUACAAUUCAAUCCAGGCAAACACUGGCCUGUCAGAUUAUCAGCAAGACAAAACAAAAACUGUUAUCAUCAAUGAUGCCCCAGAAGUUAUCAGUAACAUAGAAAUUGAUAUUGAAAAUGAAUUUAAAGACAUUAAAACUAUUCUCCAGGAUAAACUUCUUGUGGAACAGGAGUAUUUAGUUCAACAUCUUGGCAAAAUGUAUGACCCUAAAAAGCCAGAGGCUCUAAAUACUAAAUUAAUUAAAUCUUUGGUUUUUGAUUUGGUUACAGUACUCUCUACUAAAUAUGAACAUUUAUUUGAUUUACAACUUGAUCCAGAAGUAGAAAUUGCAGCUUAUUGGGAUAGAUAUGGAGUUCCACCAAUAAAACCAUGGAGAAACUAUGAAAAAGCAAAGACAGAUUACUCGAUUCCGACAUGGCCUCUUCCCAAAAAGUUUUUUCAGAACUAUUCAAAGUAUCAGUCUCAAAGCAAGCUAAGCUGUCAGUUACGGACAGCAAAUCCAUUACCAGAGUUUCUACCGAGAGAUGAUGUUAAGUGUACAAGUGAACCCUAUCCAGAAUGUAGACUAAGGCCUAAUGUGUUAGGAACCCCUAGUGGUUGGGUCCAACCAAAGUGUGAUCCAGGCUAUGUUCCACAAGAUCCAUACCAGUUUGUAAAUCUCUCCUUCUUACCACGUAACUUAUCCUACCUUCAAUAUUUAGAGAAGAAUCUCGGACCUGAAAAUGCUGCUGAAUCACUGAAAUACUUUGGAAUGAACACUGCCUUUAUAUCCACUGUAGCUCAAGCUUACAACCAAGGUUUCAGCACCUUUGUUGAUAUAACUUACCCAUUUACAACACAAACAAUAAUGACAGAUGGUAGAUUGUUCUCUAUCUAUUCUUAUCAAUUAAAUACACUUCAUUUGUGGAAAGCUGACGAGGUGAAUCCCCUCAGGAACAUCUGCUUCUUACAGGACAGUCUACCUCUGUAUGAUGUUAUUGAAAAUGGAGAGAUAAAAGGUUUUAAUGACGAUACCUUUAAAGCCUUAAUGAGAUGUUUCGUGUUAAAGCCUGUGGAUCGGGGAUGUAUCCUAAGACCAACAAUUCCACAAGACUCACCAAACAGAAUGGAACCAGAAAUUCCCAAAUAUGUGGAAGAAAUAAUUAUCGAAAAAGAAGUUACUUAUGAUGAAAGCUAAAUUGAUCAAAAUCCUGGCUUUAUAUGAAAAAAAUAAAUUAUAUCUGAUA
Messenger RNA from Mytilus trossulus (common blue mussel), 1568 nucleotides. Its product is annotated as large ribosomal subunit protein mL65-like. The record is from RefSeq and is a predicted model, not a curated record. The coding region runs from base 44 to 1519 and encodes 491 amino acids. The transcript is spliced from 4 exons. Gene Ontology annotation, molecular function: structural constituent of ribosome. Lineage: Eukaryota; Metazoa; Mollusca; Bivalvia; Mytilida; Mytilidae. Gene Ontology annotation, cellular component: mitochondrial large ribosomal subunit; ribosome; mitochondrion. Gene Ontology annotation, biological process: translation.